AUGCACAGCAGCAAAGCAAGUUCGGGCGCCCGCGGGCCAUGGAGCGACGGCGAGACGUCGGCCCUCGUGGACGCCUGGGGCCCGCUGCACCUCCGCCGCAGCCCAGACCCCCUCGGCGUGGAGGAGUGGCGCGUCGUGUGCACCGCCGUCAACGCCCAGCGCGCCGCCGAAGGUUGCCGCUUCAACCGCACCCUCGUCCAGUGCCAGAAGCGCCUCUACACACUCAAGGACCAGUACAUGAAGGAGCUCGCCAAGGGGCGGCCGACGUCGGGGUGGCGCCACUUUGCCCGGCUCCGGGCCUUCCUGGCCGACUCGCCUCCUGGCUUCGCCGGCAAGACGCCGGCGGCAUCCGUUAAGAAGGAGAAGGCCGCCAAGACGCGGACGGCAUCGUCCGUCAAGAAGGAGGAGGUGGAGGAGGAGAGCCCCGGCUUCCCGGCAACGAUGCCGGCGACCGUCAAGAAUGAGGAGGUGGUCGGCUGUGGUUGUGAGUUGGUUGGGAGAGCGAGGUGUUGUCCGGGGGCGGUGGUGACGAAGCUUGCGGAGGUGUAUGAACGCGUGCAGAUGAGGAGACUCAACGUCGAGGAGAAGAGGAUGGAGAAGAUCUCAUGUUGCAGCCUGGGACACAAGAAGAUGAAGAUCGAGAAUCCGGAGGAAACUGACGGCAACUAA
This is a messenger RNA of Triticum turgidum subsp. durum (durum wheat), 669 nucleotides long. NCBI's taxonomy places the organism in Eukaryota, Viridiplantae, Streptophyta, Magnoliopsida, Poales, Poaceae. The record is from the annotation of a GenBank genome assembly.